Molecule: messenger RNA, 850 nt
Organism: Brassica oleracea var. oleracea
Lineage: Eukaryota; Viridiplantae; Streptophyta; Magnoliopsida; Brassicales; Brassicaceae
Product: peptidyl-prolyl cis-trans isomerase FKBP13, chloroplastic
Exons: 5
Coding region: 48-671 (207 amino acids)
Cellular component (GO): chloroplast
Molecular function (GO): peptidyl-prolyl cis-trans isomerase activity
Source: RefSeq, a predicted model, not a curated record
AAACCAUUUAUUAUCUCCUUCGGAACAUUUUCUGGAUAGAGAAGAUAAUGAGCUCCUUAGGAUUUUCUGUUGGGACUUGUUCUCCACCAAGUGAGCAAAGAAAAUGCAGAAGUUUUGUGAGCAGCAGCUUAACCAAAGCAGAGGCUAUUAACUUGAGAAGCCAGCAAAAAGUCUCUGAUCAUGAGUUAAGUUUUGUUCAACCAGCUUCUUUUGGUAGAAGAGAAGUAAUUAUUGGUUUUGGUUUCUGUAUUGGUCUUGUUGAUAAAGUUUCAGCAUUUGCCGAAACAAGUUCUUGUGAAUUCUCUGUUUCUCCUUCUGGUCUUGCCUUCUGCGAUAAGGUAGUUGGAUAUGGUCCUGCAGCUGUUAAAGGGCAGCUAAUCAAGGCACAUUAUAUUGGGAAGUUGGAGAAUGGGAAAGUGUUUGAUAGUAGCUAUAAUCGGGGAAAGCCUCUAACUUUCCGAAUAGGUGUUGGUGAGGUGAUUAAAGGUUGGGACCAGGGAAUCAUUGGCUCUGAUGGAGUUCCUGCUAUGCUUACUGGAGGGAAACGGACAUUAAAGAUUCCUCCCGAACUCGCGUAUGGUGAUCGAGGCGCAGGUUGCAAAGGAGGCUCAUGUCUCAUUCCACCAGCUUCGGUUCUUCUCUUUGACAUUGAGUUCAUAGGUAAAGCUUGAGAGAGCUUUCUGCUUUUCUUUGUCUUUGCUGAGCCACCAUCUUCUUUAAAAUCACCCUUUAUAGAAACAAAAAUAUACUCUAUUUGUAAACAAGUGAAUAUUUUCUGGCUCUUUUUCAAACUUGUUUCGUUCAUGUAUGCUUAUCCAAGCCCUUUCUCAGGAAAUGAAAUAAAAUAAAA